UAUUUGUUACAUAUCAUAAAACCAACUAUUCUUUUUUAUUGUGAACAUUAAAUUUAGAGAAUUUCUAAGCAUUAUUUAAAUAAAUUUAAGAAGAAAACUAUACAAUACAACAACAUGCCCGUAACUGAUGUUAGUAAUAUGAAGGUGGCCGACCUAAAGCGUGAGCUAAAAGUACGCGGACUUUCUAUAGCUGGAAAUAAAAACGAAUUACAAGAGCGUUUACAAGCGGCCAUGGAUGGUGAACCAUUAUUGGAAGAUAGCUCAUUGGUAGGUGAGGAUAUACUCGACGAAGAAGAAGGUGUAUUAUCAGAUGAGGAAAAAAUAUUGGGUUCCGAUGAAAAUGAACUUUUGAAGAGUCCCACCACCACACCGACUACUAUUUUACCCAAAACUCUUGGUAGCGAAAAUAAAGAUACAGCUCUGGAGGAUGAUAUACUAGAGUCGCCCACAACUACUACAAAAAAGAUAAUUCUUAAACGUAAGAGUUCUUUAAAUAGUGGCACUACUUUGGAGGCGAGUGCCAUUACGACCAAAGAAAACACUGAACCCUCUCCAGCCAAAGCUGUUAAAAUGAGCGAACGCAAUCCCAUAACCAUGGGAGAGGAGAAAAAAGAUGACAGUGAACAAGCCGGUGCGGCGGCUACCAAAAAAGUUAAAGAAUUGACUAUGCAAGAGAGAUUAGAAUUAAGAGCCAAAAAGUUUGGCAUUGAAGCUAAGGCGACAGCAGCUCCGGCAGCUGCAGCAGCGAUGACGGCUAAAGAAAAAAAUGCUGCUAUUUCGGUGGCACCCGUAGUGAGUAGCGAAAAACAAGUUGAGUUAUUAAAAAAGAGAGCCGAACGUUUCGGUUGUGUAACCUCAACGAAUUUGGCCAAAUUAGAUGCAGAAGAACGAUUACUUAAGCGUAAACAACGUUUUGGCGGGGAGGUAGAUUCUGCAACAAAAACUAAAGUAGCUGAAAAUAACACCAUCUCAAGCACCACAACAGCAUCAACCGACAACACCAACAAUGAUGAAUGGGCUGAAAAAGCUCGUAAACGUUUGGAACGCUUUAAAGGAAAUUCAUCGCCUACUGUGUCGGUUGCUGAUACACCUGUAGUUGAUGCAGCUACUACUCCAGUCCCACCAGCUGCUGCUACCAGCACUUAAUUAAAUACAUAACUUGUAUUUCUCAUUAUUUUUCUUAGUAAAACACACUAAUGAAAUAGCAUACCAUAUUUUCAUUUGGGUUUGAAAAUUUAUUUAAUUUUUUUGUACCUAUGUACUACUUAUAUUCUUUAUAUCUAGGUAAAUGGUAUGGACAACUAUUAACGUGUUACGUACUCAUUAACACUAAAUAUUAUUUUUUAAUAUGUAUUAAUAUGUAUUUUUUUCUAAUUUGAAUAAAUGACAAAGAGUCUAAUAAAUUUAAUAAAUUUUUCAUUUGUAAGAUUAAAAA
Messenger RNA from Calliphora vicina (urban bluebottle blowfly), 1435 nucleotides. RefSeq lists its product as uncharacterized. The transcript is spliced from 2 exons. The coding region runs from base 115 to 1146 and encodes 343 amino acids. Gene Ontology annotation, cellular component: nucleus. The record is from RefSeq and is a predicted model, not a curated record. Gene Ontology annotation, biological process: poly(A)+ mRNA export from nucleus. Lineage: Eukaryota; Metazoa; Arthropoda; Insecta; Diptera; Calliphoridae.